AUGAGCUCGUUCCCGGAGGUGGUGGAGCUGAACGUGGGCGGUACACCGUACGCCGUCAGCCUCAAGACACUGGCCGCCGAGGAAGGUUCCUGGCUGGCGGACACGUUCGGUGCUGGCAGCCCACCGUCCGAUCUGCCCGUCGACGCACAGGGUCGCUUCUUUGUCGAUCGGGACGGUGCCCUGUUCCGUCACGUGCUCGACUAUCUGCGCGAUCCGGUCCGAUACACGCUGCCGGUCGGGUUUCUCGACCGUGAUCGACUCCGGCGGGAGGCGGAAUUUUUCCGCCUGGCCGGUUUGGUGGAGCUGCUGGCGAAGCAGGUACCGGGCUGCAUUACCGUCGGCUACCGGGGCAGCUUCCAGUUUGGGCGCGACGGGCUGGCGGACGUGAAGUUUCGCAAGAUCACCCGGCUGCUGGUGCACGGUCGGGUCGCACUGUGCCGGGAGGUGUUUGGCGAUACGCUGAACGAAUCGCGCGAUCCGGACCAUGGUGCGUCGGAUCGCUACACGGCCCGAUUCUUCCUGAAGCAUGUGUUCAUCGAGCAGGCGUUUGAUAUGCUGCAGGAGCAGGGCUUCCGGCUGGUCGGUAGCUGCGGCUCGGGUACGGCUGGUUCGGUGUCGGAAAACCUGAAGCCGGGCGUCGACACGGAGGAGAACCGCUGGAACCAUUACAACGAGUUUGUCUUCGUGCGCGACUAAACCAUCGGCACACAACGGC
Anopheles maculipalpis is the source of this 715-nucleotide messenger RNA. It is a transcript of the gene Ktl, whose product is annotated as BTB/POZ domain-containing protein KCTD8. Gene Ontology annotation, biological process: protein homooligomerization. The transcript has 2 exons. The record is from RefSeq and is a predicted model, not a curated record. NCBI's taxonomy places the organism in Eukaryota, Metazoa, Arthropoda, Insecta, Diptera, Culicidae. The coding region runs from base 1 to 696 and encodes 231 amino acids.